Aspergillus bombycis is the source of this 303-nucleotide messenger RNA. RefSeq lists its product as uncharacterized. Lineage: Eukaryota; Fungi; Ascomycota; Eurotiomycetes; Eurotiales; Aspergillaceae. The transcript has 2 exons. The record is from RefSeq and is a predicted model, not a curated record. The annotation marks the transcript as partial.
CUCGAUAAUCGCGUCUCAGGCCGCGCAAAUCCAUGCACGCCCAUCCAGCACAUCUCCAGCAUCCCAUCCACCAUCCAUGUGAGGAAGAACAAGCCCCACGGAAAUGAAAGCCGCACGCAAGGUGAAGCCACGGAGGGUCCUGUGUCCCUUGUGCCCCAAGUCGUUCACGCGUACGGAGCACCUACAGAGACAUCUUGGAUCUCGUACGUGGAUGGCGUAGGAAAAGCAGUCCGAUGUCCUGAGUGUGGAAAGGAGUUUAUGCGCAAGUACGUGGUUACGGAACCAACACAUGGCCGAUUUUGA